Macrosteles quadrilineatus (aster leafhopper) is the source of this 2830-nucleotide messenger RNA. RefSeq names its product midnolin homolog (gene stx). NCBI's taxonomy places the organism in Eukaryota, Metazoa, Arthropoda, Insecta, Hemiptera, Cicadellidae. The coding region runs from base 241 to 1755 and encodes 504 amino acids. The transcript is spliced from 7 exons. Gene Ontology annotation, cellular component: nucleus. Gene Ontology annotation, molecular function: protein binding. The record is from RefSeq and is a predicted model, not a curated record.
GUCCUUCUGUCGUCAGUCGGAGGUUGGAGUCAACGUAUUGUACCUGCCACUUGCCUGUUUGUCCGGCAGUAGCAGUCAGUGCAAUUCAGUUGACUUUCGUUCGUCGCGGUUGGUACAAGGGUGGUGUCGUCAAGCAUUUUUGGCAAUCGAGAUCCUUUGUUGUGCGAGAAAAGUGAAAUCUCUCUGUGCGAUCUUCGUCAGUGUAUGGUGGCGUUGGUGUAGUGAGUUUUUAUAUCCACAAUGGAGAGUAGCAGUGCUAAUGCUACGACAGAAAGUACUCAAAACCAUUCCGAGAGUGACCCGGGGUGUGGCUGUAAAAAUUCCCCUUCUAAUAUUACAAUUUCGGUAACACCAACUACUGGUGGACAGUUCGAUUUGGCAGUAACGAAAAGCGAGACAAUAGAAAAUCUUAAGAAAUUAAUUUCAAAAAAAUUAAAAGUGCCAAAAGAACGGAUAUGUUUGCUGCACAGAGAAAGACAAUUGCGAGACGGAACAGUACAGGAGAAUCAGCUAGUUGAUGGCAGCCGGCUCACUCUCCUGCCCAGCGUAGAAACAGGGCUCUUGGCCCAAAGACCAGAGCAGAGUGUGAUGCAAGCUUUGGAAAGCCUAAAUGACUCACAGGUGAACGACUUCUUGUCAGGCAAGGCUCCCCUCAACCUGACCAUGAGGCUGGGAGAUCACAUGAUGUUGAUCCAGCUACAGUUGUCCACAGUCACACCCAGCAGCAGUUCUAGCAGCUCCAAGAGAUCCACCAAACACCUCUCCUCCACCACCACAUCCUCCCCUUCCACCUCGGACCCCCUAGCUUCUCUCACCUCCAUCGUCAACAAGUCCAUAGAAGCCACCUCGCCUAAGAAGGACAAGCCGACGUGUAGUAAACGUAGUAGUUUCCUAGCGUUGUUAGACUCUCGUAAACCGGACUCAGAAGUUCCUUCGGAAGAAACGGUAAAAUCCGAAACGACUAGUUCUACACCGAAGGUGGACGCGGAAAGUUCGAGUAGUACGAUGGAAGUGGACAAUAGUGUAAAAAGUGACACGGUGACAAGUGCGUGCAAGUGUGAUAACGCUUCGCAAAGAGCAGGAGCGGCAAAACCCAUGUUGGAUACGAAAGCGCUGGCUGAAGCAUCCAGGAACCUAACACAGACACUCAAACAACUAUCCUCCGAGGUUUUAACGACAAAGGCUGACUCUAUAGAAGAUGUUGGCAGCAAACGUAGACAAGGGGCCAUCAUUGAAAGCAUGCACCACCACGGCAAGGGAGUAUACUCGGGAACAUUUUCAGGUACACUGAAUCCAGCCCUUCAAGACAGAUACGGACGGCCUAAAAGGGAUAUUAGCACCAUCAUUCACAUACUGAACGACCUGUUGUGUGCCACGCCGCAAUACCGCAACAGCAGACAAGCCUCUGGCGUCAGCACAGCUCCCCUCAGCACACAGACCUGCGCCACGCAGACCCAGAGCGAGCUGCUGACUCCGUCAACCUCCACCGAGGUGUCAACGUCAUCCUCCGGCCCUAGCGACUCUGUGGAGAACCAAGCGACCAGGGACAAGAUGGAGCGUUUGCGUCUCAUCAUGGAGGAGAAGCGAGAGCGACGUCGUGCAGCUCGUACCAGGCCUUACCCUCACGACCUGACACCUACCCGGAAACACGCACCCGCACAGUGGAGCGCUAAGUCAGAGGCUCAGCCGCAGCUGCCGAUGGACACAGAGCUAUGUCCGCAACCGGAGGUGACACCCGAGCCAGUCAUCGCCUAGACCCACCACACCACAUAGGGGAUGGUAGCACCCGUAGAAUAUAUCCCGUCAUCGCAAAUUGUAUUAUACACUUAUUGAGUACAAAAAUUCUCUGCCGCAUUACAUUUGUACGGUUUUACGCUCUUUGUUGUUUUUGUGUUAUGUUUAUUUGGAGAAGUUCGUGAGUUAUCGGAUUCCUGUGAGAAAAUUCAUUUUAAUUAUUCAAAUAUCUUUAUGAAGAUCGGUUUUGGUUAAGAUGAGGCAUUCUACGAGAGCCGUUUCAAAAUAGUUUUAAGUUAGAGACGUAUUGGAAUUUAUAUAAUUUAACUGGAGUGUAUAGCUGUAACCUUGGCUAGUGGUAUCCUAGACUGUAAAUUUUAUUUAGACAACAUUCAGUAUAUUACUGUGUUGAUCAGGUUUGGAUCAUACCUCCCAAUUGUUGUUUAUGCAUCAAUAAUAUAUUUGUACAAGAGGAUUAAGAUCUUACUUUAAGAUGGCUUUAUAUUGCUUUCUGUUUACUAGGAUGUAAUCCUUCAAAUUGGCGUUUAGGAAACAACAAAUUUAUAAACAGAACGUUUAUUUGAGUUAAGACUUUACUGAAAUGUUUAACUCUUAAAUUUUAAAUCUUUCCACAUUAUUUCUCGUAGUUAAAAUUAAAUUUCAACUGUGUUUUGAAUAAAAUACUAUGCUUUUAUAUUUACAUUUUGGGACGAUUAUUUUAUUUUUUGAGGUAAACUAUCUUGUCCUAAAUGGUUUAAGAAUCAAUCCACAAUUUCUAAAGUACCAAUGCAAACAGGCAACAUGUAUAUCAUUCUGUGUUGUUUUGUACAGGUAUGUGAACUAUUUUCUGUGUGCUUGUAUCAUAGCUUGACAAUUUAGCCUGCAGAGGAUUGUGGAUUCAAUUUGAUACUUAAGGCUGACUAUUUAAUGUAUAUAAUAGGGAAUUUAAUCCUCUGAUAUAGAAGUUAAGCAGAUUGUGAGUAGAAUACUGUUUCCUGAUUUCGAUCUCUUUUUAUAUCUCACCUGAUUUAUCUUAACUGUAUUCAUUUGUUGGACCCAGCACUCUGUUUAGUUGGAUUAUAUUGGAGUUAAUACA